Perkinsus marinus ATCC 50983 is the source of this 1778-nucleotide messenger RNA. RefSeq lists its product as hypothetical. The transcript is spliced from 12 exons. Gene Ontology annotation, biological process: transmembrane transport. The record is from RefSeq and is a predicted model, not a curated record. The annotation marks the transcript as partial. Gene Ontology annotation, molecular function: transmembrane transporter activity. NCBI's taxonomy places the organism in Eukaryota, Perkinsozoa, Perkinsida, Perkinsidae.
GAAGAAGCAACGACAUCCUUUCAUGAGGACUCCUAAGAAGGUCCGACUUGAUCUACUUAUUUGCCUUGGUUGUGUCUUUGCUGAUUAUCUCGGCGACAACCUCUUGGCACCAUCCUACGACAGUUUCAUAAGCGAGAAAGGUCCCGAGAACUUGGAAUUCGGCAUAUCCACGUCGCUCAUAACAUUAGCGUACAUCUUGGGUAGAGCCCUCUCAGGGACAGUGCUGGGGAGCAUGUCAGACUUCAUUGGUCGAUGGAAUAUUAUUGUGUUCUGCACGUUUCUCACUUCUAUUGGUUUCCUCUUGCAAGCACUGUCGUGGGAUUACUGGUCUCUCAUCGGAUUCCGCCUCUUCACUGGUUUGGUCGGUGGCACGCGUCCCGUUGUGACAGUGUACAUCUCAGACUGGAUAAAAACUCCGGAUAUGCUCACUUUCUGGAUGUCAUUGAUGCCUGUGGCCUCUAGUCUGGCCUCGUUCAUCGGCCCUCUGUUGGGUGGUAUCGUCGUGGAGGCUGAUACGUCAGAGCCACUGAAUUCAGCCUAUAUUGGGUUCGCCCUCAACUUCACUGGAUUCCUGCUCAUGUGGUUCUUCGUGGAUAAGUCGCCGCGAGAUGUCGGUGAGAAGUUGGGCCUGGCGAAGUUCCUAGCUGCGAUUCGCCCUGGAUCACACAAGGAAGUCCAAGUCAAAGAAGGGGAAGAGGCGUCCAUGAGGAACCCCGGCCCGAUGGUCGAAUGGUCGGGUAUUAUCCCUUUCAUUCUGGCUUGUUGCUUCGUCAACAUGGGCACUCAGGGAUGGUCAGUCCUCCUUGUUACAAUGCAACAGGAUAUGGGAUUCUCCAGCCUUGUUAUGGGCCUCAUUAGUGGCUGGUGUGGUAUUGCUAUCAUGAUCAGUCAGUUGUUGUUCCUGCCCUUUGCUAUGAAGAAGUUACACUGGACGAUUACCACGCUGACGAUAUUUGGUUUUGGUAUCUCCACGUGUAUUAUAGUGCCACCUUUCGCCGAGAAGAUUUGGGUUAUCUGCAUUGUCGGGGCUAUUCUGUCUGCCGGUUUGCCGUUGGCUAAUCUAGGAGUGUUUACGAUGUUUCCACGCCUCUGCGACGUAUCGGUAAAAGGCCGCGUUAUGGCACUUACCUCAGUCUCGUCCAACCUGUCGAAGUGCGUGUCCAUUCUAUUGUGCGGAGUGCUGUAUGAUAUCCGCAAAUGGAUUCCCUAUGCUAUGUUGCUUGCCGUGAUGAUGUUGGGAGUUCUCACCGGUGUUGUGCUGAUCCGACUCCUACCUAAAGCGCUGGACCAUCGUCGGCGUAUGAAUCUGGCUAUAGCCGUAGCUAAGACGAGCAGAAGUCGGAAUGAGAAGAAGAGCGUGUGGCUUAAACGUGGUCUGAACGAUCGGUUUGCCUUCGACGCCUUGGAAGAACAGCGGUACUACUACCUUGCACCUUUCGGGGUGGUUAAAGUGGCUGAGAUCGAUGCCUUACUGGAGAUGUCCAAAAAAGCUGUGGAUCGCAUGCCUCGACUAUGUUUCUCGAGCAAAGCGGUAAUCAUACCGGAUAUCAUGAAGUUUCACCUCGGUUGUUGGAGUACGAGGAUGCUAGAGGCUCACGGCUAUCUCAACUGGGAUGCCUGUGAGGAGGAGAUCGAGAUGCUGCUGAAGAACGGCUUCCCGUCUCUUCGUGGUGGUCCUGGAUCGAGUUCUAGCGCGCGACUGAUUGCCUUCUACAACAUCUGUCUCGGCCAUAAGGCAGCGUGUGAAGCUUAUCAUGCUGGGGAAGGGGACUACUCAG